AUGGCGAACAUGAUCCAGCCACAGAUUCCUAAGCUGAUAAAGACCAAUUGCGACAACUGGAGUAUCCAGAUGAAAGUCUUGCUCGGUUCGCAAGACUUGUGGGAGCUCGUGGAGAAUGGUUACACUGAACCCGAGUCACCUGCAGCAGAAGUAACUCUCACCGCCACACAGAAGAAUGAGCUAAAGGAGGUCAGAAAAAGAGACAAAAAUGCUUUGUUCCUAAUAUUCCAAGACGUAGAUGAAUCUGUGUUUGAGAAGAUUUUCAACGCCAUGUCCUCUAAAGAGGCAUGGGAGAUUUACAAAAAUCCUAUCAAGAUGAAAGCUACAGAAUCAAUAUCAGACUAUUUUAGUAGAGUUCAGACAAUAACUAAUCAAAUGAAGAGAAAUGGAGAAGCAAUUAAUGAUGUAAGAAUUAUGGAGAAGAUACUUAUGACUUUAGAUUCUAAAUUCAAAUAUAUUAUUCCGGCAAUACAAGAGUCUAAAGAUCUCUCCGAAGUUUCUAUUGAUGAGCUGCAAGGUUCUCUGCAAGCUUAUGAACAAUAUAUAAAUAUCAGUUCAAAUCAAAAAGAGAAUCUAGAGCAAGCCUUGUAG
This is a messenger RNA of Asparagus officinalis (garden asparagus), 591 nucleotides long. RefSeq lists its product as uncharacterized. The transcript has 2 exons. NCBI's taxonomy places the organism in Eukaryota, Viridiplantae, Streptophyta, Magnoliopsida, Asparagales, Asparagaceae. The record is from RefSeq and is a predicted model, not a curated record. Bases 1 to 591 code for a protein of 196 amino acids.